AUCAUCGAGCAGCUGCCCUCCCUUGGCCAUCCUUGGCAUGGCGCGGCGCCAUGUAUCAAGCAGCUGCAUUUCUGAGCGGGGCAUGGCUUCAGAACAAAUGCAGCAGCUGCCAGUUGCCGCAGGUGCGCCGUGCAGUGGACAAGCGCCAAAGCAUGCGCUUGUCCGUGCGAUUGCUCGGGGCGUCGACGCCACACUUGGAAUCAGGUGGGCUCCUCUGGCGUCAGCUUCCGUUGGUCGAAGUGACGCUGGGAAACGUGACCAAGGAGAGCGAGGUGGCCCACCAUGCCCCUCAGGUGUUGCAGGCUGCAUCCUGUGCACCUAAGGCAUUGCAGGACUGUCACUGGCAUUUUGGUGACACCAUGGUUUUCGCGGUGCAUCAGCCGGACGUGGACAGCAACCUGAGUUUGCGCUUGCUCGCGAAGAAGGAUUGGCACCUGGGAUUUCUGCAGCUGGACCUACAGCAGCCUCUGCAGCUGGGGCAUUGUGCCCUAGAUCUGAGGCGAAAGGUGCUGCCCAUGUGUUCCAAGCGUGGAGCCGCUCCGGCAACGGAUUCCGCCACGGCCACGUUGAAGGGUGAAGCCGGCGAAGCCGGCAAGGAGCUUACGGAGGAUGCUGAGGUCUCUGAACUCUGGCAGUCGGAGGAGGUGGCGCUGCCAUUGGUCACCGCUGAGGGGGCGGAUGCACAGGCCUGGCUCCUGGUGAGCUUCGCCCUUCAUCGACCGUCGGGUUGCCGCGCUUCCACGGCUUGGCAGGUCGGUGCUGACGCGGCUAGUGCCAUGCUCAACGCCCUUCCGGUGUUGCCGAGCUGUUUGAGCUGUUGCAGCCCGGUCGCGGAAGAGAGGCUGCAACGGCCGGUUGAAACGGUGCCCGUGUUGCCUGCGUCAUCUUCCCUCCGUUCGCCGAGCAGCGCAUCUCCGCGCCGUAAACGCCAGGUCUCACCCUCUCGGGAAUCACUGGAGCCAGCCCCCGAGCCACCUGUGGCGGUGACAGCGCUGUCGCCGCUCUCGCCAGCAACCGGAACGAGGCCCAGCUGGUUACCCAUGCAGCCGCCCUCGCAGCCGCCCUUGCAGCCGCCCUUGCAGCCGCCCUUGCAGCCGCCCUUGCAGCCGUCCUUGCAGCCGCCCUUGCAGCCGUCCUUGCAGCCGCCCUUGCAGCCACGCAACACGUCGCAGUACGGGACGCCGGCGCCCAACGUCUUCGGUCUGGCACCGGCUGCUCCUGCCAAGCUAUUUGCACCAGCGGCCAACAUGACGCGUGGAAAGAACGUGCUGGGAGCGUUUGCUCAGGGCGAAGGGGGCCCAGAUGGCUCCGCAGGUGACUUUGACGCGCACAGCAUUGCGAGCAUUGCCUGGGGAUUUGCCACCCUGGUGGCCUGGACCAACGUCUAUCACGAGGUCCAUGUCUUUGAGGCGAUCGGCGCCGUGGGGCGCCAGGGCUGGCAUCCACAGGACUUGGCCAAUGUGGCGUGGGGAUCUGCUGUCGUUGCGGUGCCGGUGCCCAUGGCGGAGGUGGCUGUGGAGUCGUUGCGCAAGCUGCCAGACUUCAGGCAAGAAGAAGUGGAAAUGCUUCUGUGGGCCUUGGCUCCCUCCCAGUUGGACAUGGCCAUGGAGAUUCUAAAAGCAACAGAUCAGCAGAGAGCCUCAGGAUCGGCGUUGCCGGGAUUAAAGAAGGGGAUAACCCGGGCCAGGGCGCAUGCCGUCAUCAAGGCACCGGUCCCUCCUUGGCCGCCGUUGGCUCACCGGGUGCAUUUCAAGGAGGGCGCCAUGGACGGCUGGCCAAAGCCCGUGGCGUGCGCCGCGCUGGCCACGGUUCUGGCGUCCAGCGGCGAUCACUUGGCCGCGCAGGGGAAAGUUCCAGGGCUCACCGAGGCACAAACAGGUCUUCGAACCUUCGCCUUGGUCGCCCUGUCCCGUGCCGCCUGGGACGUGCUCCGAAGACGAUGGCAGGGGACGCCGGGAGCGCCCCAAGAGAGCUGCCCCAGGAAAUUGCAGGUCGAGCUCGAGGCGUCCCAUGAGGAGUUACAGAUGGCGAAAUCCGAGUUGGAAGCGGCACAGCUCAAGAUGGAGCACACUGAGGCGCGUCUGAAGCGCUCCGAGACGCUCCGGCAGCAGCUGCAGGGCAGCUUCACUCAGGUGCUGUACCGCCUGGACUCCACGGAACGGAAGGAGUCCAAGCUCCACCAGGAGAUCCUUUGCAUCAUGACCGUCGCCACCGGAGACGAGGGUGCCUCUUCCACUGCUGAGGCUCCACAGGGCUUGGCGCCCAGCACACCGGCAUCUUCGCAGCCCAGUGAUGUGGAGCUGGAGUCUGGGGAGGAACAGUUGGAGGAAAUGGAUGAAGCUGAUGAGGCGGAUGAGGUGGAUGAGGUGGAGGAACCUGCAUCCAAGGAUGACAUAGAAGCCGAUGACGCCGUGGAGCUGCUGGAACCAUCUGAGGUGCCCAGAUCCAAGCGUUCCAGAGAGGCGGAAGCGGAGCCAUCCAAAGUGGAGCCCUUCCAGGCCCUGGACGCUCCCAAGGCUCCCGAGGCUUCCGAGCCUCGACCUCCGGCGGACAGAGAAGUCCUGGAGGCAGAGCCCAAGUCCAAGCGCCGGCGUCGGAGCAGCUCGGAGUGUGGGGUCCAUCUGGUGAUCCGCAGGAGUCUGUAGCUGUCAUCCGCCGUUCCUGGGGGCCACAGGCCGAACCACCUGUGCUGCGUGGGAAAAUGGGAAGGCUGAUGGA
Messenger RNA from Cladocopium goreaui, 2718 nucleotides. The record is from the annotation of a GenBank genome assembly. NCBI's taxonomy places the organism in Eukaryota, Dinophyceae, Suessiales, Symbiodiniaceae.